AUGUUUUGUGCUGCUGCUGCUGGAGGUGGGGGGCGCGAGUCACGGCUAGGGCUCUGCGGUUGGGUUAGGGUGAUAAUGGCUAGGGCUUUGCUAGGAUGUAGAGGCCGCAUAGGAGAUGAGGGAGAAGAUGUCAUUGUUGAGAGGAGCCGAGAAAAGAGUGAGACAGAGGGAAGAGGAGAUGAGGGAAAAGGGGAAGUGAAGGUGCAGGGAGUGGAACUGUUCCGCGGGGAAGAAGCUACAAGGAAGAAGAGUAAGGCAGAGGUAGCUAGGGCUGGAAAGUGGAGGUCUGGCUGA
Messenger RNA from Sphenostylis stenocarpa, 294 nucleotides. The record is from the annotation of a GenBank genome assembly. Lineage: Eukaryota; Viridiplantae; Streptophyta; Magnoliopsida; Fabales; Fabaceae.